CUCAAGAAAGUAGGUUUGUUGAUGAACUUAAUAAUGAAGCUAGUGAAGAUGAAACGAUGGUAUUAAUGGAAGCUCUAUUGAAAGCCAAACAACAAAAAGUUGUGGUUGAAGUAGAUGUAGUUGAAACUGGUGUAGAUUUAACUGAAACUGGCGUAAAUGUUGAAGAUGUAGUUGAAGAAGGCGAUGGAAUUGAAGUAGAUGUUGAAGACAUAGUUAAAGACGAUGGAAUUGAAUGA
Messenger RNA from Racocetra fulgida, 236 nucleotides. Lineage: Eukaryota; Fungi; Glomeromycota; Glomeromycetes; Diversisporales; Gigasporaceae. The record is from the annotation of a GenBank genome assembly.